Messenger RNA from Solanum lycopersicum (tomato), 876 nucleotides. Its product is annotated as nascent polypeptide-associated complex subunit alpha-like protein 2. Gene Ontology annotation, biological process: protein targeting to membrane. The record is from RefSeq and is a predicted model, not a curated record. Lineage: Eukaryota; Viridiplantae; Streptophyta; Magnoliopsida; Solanales; Solanaceae. Gene Ontology annotation, cellular component: cytoplasm; nascent polypeptide-associated complex.
UAAAACCUCACCAUUUGUUACACUACUUCCUGCUUACGAAUUUUAUCCUCAUCCCUCCCCUUCCAUCACACACAAGUAGCCAUGCCAGGUCCCGUCAUCGAAGAACUCGAAGCCGAGAAGAAGAUUCAGGAGGAUGAGCCCAUCGUGGAGGACGUCAAAGAGGAAGACGACCACGAUGAUGACGCCGACGAUUCUGACGACGACGAAGAUGAUGACAAGGAGGAUGGUGCCCAAGGUGGCAAUUCUAAGCAAAGCAGAAGUGAGAAGAAGAGUCGAAAAGCCAUGUUGAAGCUUGGCAUGAAACCUGUUACAGGGGUUAGCAGGGUCACUAUUAAGAGGACCAAAAAUGUUUUAUUCUUCAUCUCAAAGCCAGAUGUCUUCAAAAGCCCAAAUUCUGAGACUUAUGUCAUAUUUGGAGAAGCUAAGAUUGAGGAUUUGAGCUCUCAGUUGCAGACACAAGCAGCUCAGCAGUUUAGGAUGCCAGACAUGGGAUCUGUCAUGGCUAAGCCAGAUGUGUCUGGCUCUAAUGCUGCUGCGGAGGCAGAUGAGGAAGAAGAGGUCGAUGAGACUGGUGUUGAACCUCGGGACAUUGAUUUGGUCUUGACACAAGCAGGAGUGUCUAGGACCAAGGCAGUCAAGGCUCUGAAGGCCCACAAUGGAGACAUAGUCAGUGCCAUCAUGGAGCUGACCACUUAAGUAUUUUUUUUAGAAAGUUUCACUUUUCAAUUCGUGCUCUAUGAUGAAUUUUGGAAGAAGUUGUGCUUUCAUUCUAUUUUUGUUGCCCUAGUUAAUUGGUGAACCAGCUAUUGAGUAGUAGUUGCAUUGUAGAACCUCAAUGACCAAUAUCAAGAAAUGAAGGGCUUUCUUUAUUAUUUA